Molecule: messenger RNA, 833 nt
Organism: Brassica napus (rape)
Lineage: Eukaryota; Viridiplantae; Streptophyta; Magnoliopsida; Brassicales; Brassicaceae
Product: 60S ribosomal protein L21-1-like
Exons: 2
Coding region: 234-728 (164 amino acids)
Biological process (GO): translation
Cellular component (GO): ribosome; cytosolic large ribosomal subunit
Molecular function (GO): structural constituent of ribosome
Source: RefSeq, a predicted model, not a curated record
UAUGUUAUACAUAAGUUCUACAGUAUAAGAUUCGUCAGAUAAAAGUUAGUUAAUUAACAGUUUAAACAGUUAAGCCCAAAUCUCUUACAAGGGGAAUAAACAAAGAAGCCCAAGUCUUCAGACAAGGCCCGUUAAUGAAACCCUAAACUCAAAAAGACAUAUAAAUAAGCUAUCUUUAUUCAUUUCGUAAGUUCGGCGGCUUCUAUCAGUUUCACUUGUUCGCACGGGAAAAAAUGCCGGCAGGACAUGGAGUUCGUGCUAGAACAAGAGAUCUGUUCGCGAGGGGGUUCAGGAAGAAGGGUACAAUUCCACUGUCCACCUACCUAAGGACCUUCAAGGUCGGCGAAUACGUCGAUGUCAAAGUGAACGGUGCGAUACACAAGGGUAUGCCUCACAAGUUCUACCACGGUCGUACUGGUCGCGUCUGGAACGUUACCAAACGUGCCGUUGGUGUCGAAGUCAACAAACAGAUUGGAAACAGGAUCUUAAAGAAGAGGCUUCAUGUGCGUGUGGAGCACGUGCAGCAGUCUAGAUGCGCGGAAGAGUUCAAACUGAGGAUAAGGAAGAACGAUGAGCUCAAAGCUGCUGCUAAAGCAAGAGGCGAGACAAUAAGCACCAAGAGGCAGCCUAAAGGACCCAAACCAGGAUUCAUGGUUGAAGGUAUGACCUUGGAGACAGUCACUCCUAUCCCCUACGACGUCGUCAACGAUCUCAAGGGAGGCUAUUAGUUCUUUUCUACUUUCUCUCCUGUUCUUGCUGUGUGUUUUGGAACUCUGCAUUUGUAGCCACUUGAACUAAAGAAUAUGAUUUAUAUGAGAAUUUUUUGGAGUCCA